Erigeron canadensis is the source of this 1360-nucleotide messenger RNA. RefSeq lists its product as uncharacterized. The record is from RefSeq and is a predicted model, not a curated record. The coding region runs from base 128 to 1360 and encodes 410 amino acids. NCBI's taxonomy places the organism in Eukaryota, Viridiplantae, Streptophyta, Magnoliopsida, Asterales, Asteraceae. Gene Ontology annotation, molecular function: ubiquitin conjugating enzyme binding; RNA-DNA hybrid ribonuclease activity; nucleic acid binding. Gene Ontology annotation, cellular component: ubiquitin ligase complex; cytoplasm. The transcript has 3 exons. Gene Ontology annotation, biological process: positive regulation of proteasomal ubiquitin-dependent protein catabolic process; protein polyubiquitination; ubiquitin-dependent protein catabolic process.
ACCACUUUUCCUUUUAAAUGAAGUCAUCGACUCACCUUCCGGCAUCGCGCAUCUCGUCGCGGACGAAAUCGACAACUUCGAACGCUCGAAAACCGACCGGGCCUUAGUAGAGGCCGAAAACCGGACAAUGCAGGAUAAUCUGAACCGUUUGAUACACGAUCAGGUGUUUGCGAAACAGAUAACGGAAAUCCCGGAACGUGAGUGGAGAGAAACCGGUGAUUGGUUUGAAAAACCGUACGGAAAUGCGAAUAAUAAUGAAGAAGUGUUUAGGGUUUAUAGCAAGGGUUUAGUGAGUGAAGAAAUGGUUAUGGGGACUAAUGUUAAAAUGUGGUUUGGUGGAAUCGGGGUUGCGAUAUGCGAUACGCGUGAUUGUUGUGUUUUUGAAGUUUGGAAAUCUGUUGGGAGUGAUUGUGGUGGUGAUGUGGUUGAGGUUAAGGCUUUGCUUGAAGCGUUGAAUGUUGCGGUUGAUUUAGGGUUGAAACGUAUACAGGUUUAUUGUGAUGACGGCUCGGUUUAUGGAUAUCUGACUGGUAAAGGGCAACCAACAAACAACAACAUUGUGUCAUUGGUUGAGCAGUUGAAUCUUAUUCAGCGAAAGUUUGCUUAUUGUGGCCCGGUCUUUGUGAGGCAAAACAAUAUCAAGUUUGCUUUUCAACUUGCAAGAGAUGCUAUCAGUUCCCAGGCUACCAAAUUUGCAGAGAAUGCAUCUGGCAAGACAUUACAAGAGGAAUGCUCAAUCUGUUUUGAAUCUAUCUACAGAGGUCAAAUGUUUACCGUUAACAAAUGUCUUCACAGGUAUUGCUUUUCUUGUAUGAGAAAGCAUGUAGAAGCAACAUUGCUUCAAGGGAUGCUGCCUGCAUGUCCACAUGAUAAAUGCAAAUCUGACCUGGAAAUUGAGAGUUGCAAGAAGUUUUUAGAUCAAAAACUAUAUGAUAUUAUGAGCUUACGCGUAAAAGAAGCUUCUAUUCCGCCUACGGAAAAAGUGUAUUGCCCGUUCUCUAAUUGCUCAGCCUUAAUGUCAAAAACCGAAGUCCAAGAAUAUACUGCUACUUCAUCAUCUGCUGCUCAGGGAAUGAGAAAAUGUGUUAAAUGUCGUCGCCGUUUUUGUAUUAAUUGCAAUGUAAUCUGGCAUGAGAAUGUCACAUGUACUGAUUACUUGAAGUAUUUUGCAAAUCAGUCGUCUAGUGAGGCAAAACUGAAGUCUCUUGCAACAAGGAACCAGUGGCGACAGUGUGACAAAUGCAAGAAUAUGGUUGAACUUGCUCAAGGAUGCUACCACAUUUAUUGCAGGCCAAACUGGCUGAAGCUAAAUGGUUUAACUGAAAAAAUAUGUGGGUCAAAUGGCCCAAAGGGUAUCUGA